AUGGACAACUUCACAGUUUCUACCUCGUGGGUGGCGCCAGGUAUCGAUGCACUCAACUCUAGCAGUGAAAACUGCAACGUGGGCGCCGCAUGGAUUGGAACAGCCAUAAAAGGCCUGACCAGUGACGACCUGCGCAACAAUGUACCACUUGGGUUGACGCUCAACUAUCUUCGAACACUGGUCCCUAGUAAUUGGCCGACAACAACGGACACGGACCUUUUUGCCUGGUACACCGAGUACUUGACCUCACCUGACAAUGCACAAGGCAAUUACACCCUCGAGUAUAUCCUUUCAUUACCUUUAGUGCAUUGUCACAAGGAGAUAUGUACCACAAUGGACUGGGAGGGAGACCCAGAUGUGUCAGGUGAAGGCAUGAUCGUCAGCUACUAUCUUGCGGCUGUGCUUGCGACGAUUUACUUUGCCAUUUUGGUGUGGACCAUUGUUGGACGAUACGAUGUCCCUUGGACGCACCACAAAAUUGCCAAAAGGGGACUCAGCGCGGUUCAGGAGUCCAGCAACACUUUCCUCGAUGCUGCUCUCAUCUUCGCAGUGGCCAUGUUGGGUGCUGCAACUGUGCGAUUAUACGUGCUCAUGACAAACCAAAACGAGGAUCGUUCCACUUAUGCUACUAUCGGUUCAGUUUCAAUGUCCGCCUUUUCUUUGUUCCCAGCUUUGAUACUCCAAGCUGUAACCGAUGGUCAGCGGACGCAUAUUCUUCGACAGGUUCUAUGGUUUGUCGCCAUCUCCCUCACAAUUGCGGUGGAAAUCAUGUACCGAACAACAUAUCAUGCCCCGGGAUCCCGACAAGACGAUCCGAAUGCCAGCUGCGCAGAUGGCAAGCUUCAAAAAGCGUGGUUGGCAUUCUGCGAGGACGCUGCUAUCAGAAGACAACUUGAACUAGGCCUAACCAUGGCACAUAUCAUACUUGGAUUGCAAUGUCUCUGGUGGCUAUACUACCUUUUGGUGACGAUUACACCGAAGCACUGGCACGAAAGACAGGGCCAAACGAUGUUUGGACAGUUCUUUGCUCAUUGUCGUCGCUGGAUGCGAGCCUUAGACGGCAUCAUCUGCUUGGCCCUCAUGUGGACAUUGCUCGUACUGUUCCGGAGAUACCGAAGCUCAAUCCAAGACUCGACCGGCUACUCUGAUACGGACAGUACAUGGACUUUCGGACAGGUAUUAGCUCUUGCUACUUGGGCGCCCGUGUUUAUGGAUCUGGUGGGUAUACUAAUAUAUGGCCCCGAAAAGGGAUUGGAUAAGAAGAUCUCGGACAAUUACCGGAUCGUUCCAGCUGAUGAGAGUCGUGCGACCACAAUUGAGAAGUCCACCUAUGGACCACUCCACGCACAAAAUGUUUAA
This is a messenger RNA of Truncatella angustata, 1359 nucleotides long. RefSeq lists its product as uncharacterized. NCBI's taxonomy places the organism in Eukaryota, Fungi, Ascomycota, Sordariomycetes, Amphisphaeriales, Sporocadaceae. Bases 1 to 1359 code for a protein of 452 amino acids. The transcript has 3 exons. The record is from RefSeq and is a predicted model, not a curated record.